Physcomitrium patens is the source of this 1144-nucleotide messenger RNA. Its product is annotated as ATP-dependent Clp protease proteolytic subunit 4, chloroplastic-like. Lineage: Eukaryota; Viridiplantae; Streptophyta; Bryopsida; Funariales; Funariaceae. Gene Ontology annotation, molecular function: ATPase binding; serine-type endopeptidase activity; ATP-dependent peptidase activity. Gene Ontology annotation, cellular component: endopeptidase Clp complex. The record is from RefSeq and is a predicted model, not a curated record. Gene Ontology annotation, biological process: protein quality control for misfolded or incompletely synthesized proteins.
GGGGAGGAGGGGCAGGCGAGGUGAGUGUGGUGGAAUUGCGGUAGAAUUGGGCACGAAGAAGGGGACGGAGUAGAGAGGCACACAAUCGGAGAGAGAAGGAGGGAGGGAGGGGAGCUAUGGCGAUGUCCAUGGCCACCACGUUCACCAGCAAGUUUGUGCUGCCAGGCUCCUCGCUGGCAUCGACAGCAGGCUCCUCGGCGACGUCCAAUUCCCUCGCCAAGCGCGCCUCGUGUGUCGCUCCCGCUCGGCUCGCGCGAUUGAGUCCUCGGGCAUCCGCGAGUGGUGGCGCGCCUUCAUCGUCUUCCUGGUUGUUCGAGGCCGAUGGCCGUCCUGCGGAGAGCUCCUUGUGGACGCCCAUGGCGUCGCAGGCCGCGCCUCAGGCCAUGCAAUCAGCUGAGGGAGACGUGAUGGGUCUCAUGCUGAAGCAGCGGAUUGUGUUCCUCGGUAAUCAGAUGGACGAUUUUGUGGCUGACUCCAUUAUCAGCCAGUUGCUGCUCCUGGACGCCAUCGACCCUAAGCAGGACAUUCGUCUUUUUAUCAAUUGUCCGGGGGGUUCUAUCAGUGCUGCCAUGGGUAUCUUUGAUGCCAUGCAGCUGUGUAAGUGUGAUAUUUCUACGAUUUGCUUCGGCUUUGCGGCUUCAACAGCCGCGUUACUACUCGCAGCAGGUACGAAGGGGAAGCGACUGGCGAUGCCUAACUCUCGCAUCAUGAUGCAUCAGCCCAUGGGAGGUGCUAGUGGGCAGGCAAUUGAUGUUGAAAUCCAAGCUAAGGAGGUCAUGUACCAUAAGAGUAACGUCAUUCGUAUUUUAUCCGAGAUUACGGGGCGGUCUAUUGAGCAGGUAGAAAAGGACAUUGAUAGGGAUCGAUACAUGUCUCCUAUUGAAGCGAUGGAGUACGGGAUGAUUGACGGAGUUAUUGACAAGGAUGCAACUAUUGCUAUUAAUGAAUUGCCUCAAGUACCUGAACGGGUGAAACCUCGCCAGGAAAAUUUAGCUGCUCUGGAGGAUCCUAGGAAGUUCUUAACUCCUGAGAUUCCCGAUGAUGAAAUCUAUUAAAUUACUCAGAUUAUAAGUACAUUUAAUACGUGUAAAGUUUCUCUCGGCGCUUAUGCCUUUCAAUUGCCCUUCCAUUUUCUCAUGCAGUA